AUGAAGCAGAUGGCUGUAUCCUACUCUGCCCUGGACACGACCUGCAAAGAGACAUCAGACUACUUUAGACAACUACAUGAACACUUCAUUGUGGAGGAGCAUCGACUCAUAUCACCAAUGAUCGCCGAGAUGGACAAGGCUGCAAAGGCCAUCAAGGGUUCAGUCUCGGAGGCUGCUGACAUUAUGAGGGUGUACAAUACAGCUGGCGGCAUUGGCGGCGUCGGCCACGCACUCAAUGAUUGCAACACAGAUGAUCUCGUGCAGGCAAUCAAACAAAGUCACUCAUUCGAACAGUUCAUGGACGUGGCAUUCCCUUCGUCAUCAUCAUCAUCGUCCGAGACUGAUGAGAUGCCAACAACAAGCAAUGAUCAUGAACUUCUGACGUUGAUUGUGAAUAGGCUUGACCAGGUCGCACCUGCCACGGCAUCAUUCAAACCAACUCUGGCGUACACACUCCUGGUGGACACAAUGCUCCUGGAGGACAUCAAGAGGCAGAUGAGAUCAACCAUCACACUACUAGAGUCUGCGCAGAGUGUUGCCGAGCUUGACCAGGUACUCUCGUUCAGUGACUCUGAUGAUUGCACUUAUUUGCUCUCCCCAGUGUCUGCCGAGUGGACGGUGACGGACGGUGGCCUUGAGCUAGAGUCGGUGAUCGCACCGGCUGCAGUUGUCAAUGCUCGUGGUUAUGUAUAUGUGUUUGGCGAUGCAUCUGGUCAAUAUGCAAUGUUCUCACUCAUUGAUCGACAGUGGACACUGGAGACGGCUGAGGGCAUGACGCGACAUACUGGUGUCUCAGCAUGCUAUGAUGGCUCGCGACACAUCUACAUCUGUGGCGGCAAGAUCUUGGGUAGCGCUUGCAACAAGAUCACAUGCUACGAUGUCGAGACCAGGCAGUUCAGGUCUGUGGGCCACCUGCCAGACGAUGUGACCUCAGCCUACAGCUUCUACCGCGAUGGACUGUUGUUCAUAGUUGGUGGAGAGGCCGAGAGAAUGUACAAUCGAACGCCCUAUCACAGGAUCGUCGUGUACAACAUCCACACUACAAAGUCACAUGUAUGGCUGGACAACAUUGAGUACAAAUCACUCAAAUCAUGUUGUUAUGAUGGCAAUGACAAGCUGUACAUGGUAGAUGGCACGUGCGCAUUCUUUCACAUAUCAUUGGCGACCAAACAUCGAACUGAUCUGUGUUCGGCACCUUCUGGAGUGGACUUCAACUCACUCCAAUACGUGCCCAGCAUCAACGGCAUCAUUCAACUCUGUGGAAAAGGAAAGAACUUCAAGUACUCAAUCCGUGAUGAUACCUGGAUGAUCUUCAAUGACUAUGAUCAACUCAAAACUCGAACCAACUAUGUCUCAUGUCUAGUCCAUGCUAGUCAAUGA
Molecule: messenger RNA, 1380 nt
Organism: Acytostelium subglobosum LB1
Lineage: Eukaryota; Evosea; Eumycetozoa; Acytosteliales; Acytosteliaceae
Exons: 1
Coding region: 1-1380 (459 amino acids)
Molecular function (GO): protein binding
Source: RefSeq, a predicted model, not a curated record